Messenger RNA from Strongylus vulgaris, 321 nucleotides. The record is from the annotation of a GenBank genome assembly. NCBI's taxonomy places the organism in Eukaryota, Metazoa, Nematoda, Chromadorea, Rhabditida, Strongylidae.
AUGAUUCCAAACUUGGUGCUUUUUAUGAGGAUUUGGAGGAAGUUAUCCGCAAGGAAGUUCUUCUAUAAGUUCGUCGUGGGUGACUUCGAUGCGAAAAUCGGGAUGACAGAAGAAGGGAAGCACAGGAUCGGUAGAUUUGGUUCAGGGCUCCGAAAUGAGAAUGGUAACCGUCUUGUUGGGCUUUUAUCUGCCGCACGACUUUUCAUGGUAUUUCCAUUCAUGAAGAAGGAAUACCGGUGGUGGACAUGGGAAUCAUCCAACCGUACGACUCAUGCAGAGAUCGACUACCUUCUCACCAUAGGUUCGAUAGUCCAGAGAUAA